This is a messenger RNA of Neoarthrinium moseri, 1056 nucleotides long. RefSeq lists its product as uncharacterized. Gene Ontology annotation, cellular component: nucleus; transcription factor TFIIK complex. Gene Ontology annotation, biological process: regulation of cyclin-dependent protein serine/threonine kinase activity; regulation of transcription by RNA polymerase II. The transcript has 2 exons. Bases 1 to 1056 code for a protein of 351 amino acids. The record is from RefSeq and is a predicted model, not a curated record. Lineage: Eukaryota; Fungi; Ascomycota; Sordariomycetes; Amphisphaeriales; Apiosporaceae. Gene Ontology annotation, molecular function: cyclin-dependent protein serine/threonine kinase regulator activity.
AUGGCUACAGAAGAUGCGCGCUACCGGACCUCGUCGCAGUUCCGACUGUGGUCCUUCACACCAGCCCAUCUCUCAUCGCUGCGCGCGGAAAACAACCAUCUUGCCAAGGCCGCGAUCUCGGCGCGCCUGCAGUCCUCUGUACCGCCCGUCGACCAUCUUCCCGAAUUCCUCACGUCCGAAGAGGAGCUUUCCCUGCUCAACUUUUACACUGUCGAGCUUCUGCGAGCUGCCGCCUUCCUUGAGCUUCCGACCGACAUCCGUGCGACGGCCGCCGUCUUCCUCCGCCGCUUCUACAUUACCAAUAGCAUCAUGACAUACCCCCCAACCGAGCUGCUCAAGACUUGUCUGUUCUUUGGGUGCAAGUCCGAGGGUUACUUUAUGCGACUCUCCAAGUUUGCCGAGAAAUUCCCCAACACGAGCGGCGAGGUCGUUCUUGCAGCCGAAUACGUCUUGUGCCAGGGCAUACGGUUCGCUUUCGACGUACGGCAUCCUUUCCGAGCACUCGAAGGCGCCAUCAUGGAGCUGCGCAGGCUGGGAGACUUUGACGCCAAGAGAGUGGACCGCGCCCACGGCAGGACUCGGGAGAUACUCAAGUUCAGCCCGCUCGUCACGGACGCCUACUUCCACUACACCCCGAGCCAGAUUAUGUUAGCCGCUCUGUCCAUGGCGGAUGAGGGCUUGGUGCAGCGCAUGCUGAGAGACGCAUUCGCUGGACAGGGUGAAGCUGAGAAGGAAAAUGUCUGGUCUGUCAUCCAGUCUGCUCGCGAGCUGCUGGAGAGAGAACCGCCGGAGAGAAUGACGGAAUACUGGGGAAGCCAAGAGACAAACAGGUCCAUGAAACCUCUGAUCAAGAAACUCAAGAAGUGCCGCGAUCCUGACCGCGUCGACCUGGUGGCCCUGCAGAAAGCCCGCCGCCAACAAGCAGAGCAGAAGAAACCAAAACCCACACUCAAGGACGACACUGCCAUCUUCGGGGGGGCCGUCGAUGACCGCGAAGCGAAGAGAAGGAAGACAGCCGCCAACGGAGAUGACCCAUUCGGGCCUUCAUUGGGUUGA